Messenger RNA from Oryzias melastigma (Indian medaka), 2004 nucleotides. RefSeq names its product receptor-transporting protein 2-like. Gene Ontology annotation, biological process: protein targeting to membrane; protein insertion into membrane. The coding region runs from base 882 to 1361 and encodes 159 amino acids. The transcript has 2 exons. NCBI's taxonomy places the organism in Eukaryota, Metazoa, Chordata, Actinopteri, Beloniformes, Adrianichthyidae. The record is from RefSeq and is a predicted model, not a curated record. Gene Ontology annotation, molecular function: olfactory receptor binding.
UUAGACAGGUUCCUUUCCUGUUUCAAAAUAAGAGAGGGCGUCUACUUUUUUCCAUAUUCUUUCCAUACUUUUUUUAAAAUGAUAUUUGCUAUACUGUUGGCCCUAAUACUAAAAGAUUUCAGAAAGAAAAAAACUCAGUGUUAAUUUAAUUAGAUAAAUGUAACUGUAAUCUGAACUAAAUCUUUAUUUACUAUCAGUUGUGUUUCUUCUACAUUCUUAUCUUCUGGGUGUGUUUUUAUAAUGUGGAUUUCAUGGUUAAUUGUUUGCUAAGUGGCAUGUGAAGCAAAAGUACAAAUACAAUUACCUUGACCGUUACACACCUCAUAUUGUGAAACAGAAAGAAAACUCAUCAUUAGAUUAAAUGAAACUAAACUCUUCAGUGUUUCCUAUAAAAACAUACUUCAGAUUUAUUUAAAUCAACAUUUUUAUAUAAAAAUGUUGGUUCAAAGACCACUGACUUUACUUCAAAAGUGAUCUUUUUCUCUAUUAUUAUGAAUAGUGUUUCAAUGUACUUAAUAUUUUAAUUACUUGGUUAAAUUAUGAAUCUUUUGAACCAUUGUUUGUUUGUGCCCACGAAUCUGAUUUUUUUCAUAUGCUAGCUCCAGAUUUAUUUUUAUUUAUUUAUUUUUUUUAAUGAUGGCACAUUUGUUUAUUUUAACAAAAUAACAUUGGUAUCUUUAAAGUUCCUGUGUGUGUACAGCAUGCGUCAGUACAACUGGCACUUAGUUUCACUUCUCCUUUCUUGUUUGCCAGAAGUGAAACUUAGGGAAAGCCAUAGAUAAAGGUUUCAUUCUGUUCAUCUGGUCCACAUUCCUACAGCUUGUUUUGACUCAGCACAUAUCAGCUGUUCUGUCUCUUCCUAAGCCACUCUUACCAAAAGGAUGGAACCGCUGGAAUGGAAACGCAUUUUUCAGGAUGAAGCAAAAAGUCUUCAUUUUGGGCACACUUGGCAGAUGGAGUUUGAUGACACCAUUACACCUGAUCGUCCAAACCCAGGCUGGGAGCAGUACAUCAGGAACACAAGUGCAAGGUUCAGAUGCACCUUGUGUGGGAGAUCCUGGCCUUCCAACCGUGUGUUGGUGACCUUCCACAUGCAGCUGAUUCACAUUGUGGGGACUGUGAAAGUCCGGGCGCUGCGUCAGAACUGCAAAAGGUGCACCAACGCUCCCAUGGUGAAACCAAGCGUCGAGUCCUACAACAUCAAAGUUCUCAUGGAGAAUCUGAUGGAAAAAAUUAAAAUCAAAUGCUACAAAGAAAAAAGGGGUCCGUCAAACAAGCCUUUCAGAAGCCAAGAGGUUAAAAGUCCCCAUGAGCCUGAUCACUGUGAGGCCUGCAAAAUGGGGAUCUGCACAAAAGAAUGAGGCGUGGUCACAUGAUAAGAUUAUUAUGAUAUCAAGAAAAGAAAUAAAAAUUAAUAUAUGCCUGUGUGUGUAACUAAGUUUAAAGAAGUUAAACAUGGAAUUUGUGAGAUGAAUUUUUGAUUGAAGUGUCGAUUGAUAACUUUGUGAAAACUUGAGGCCCUACCUCAGCUUUGUCUUUGGAAACAAAUAUCCUAAAAAAAACUUCUUGUUUAUUUAUCUUUUUACUGGGGUCUUACUUGUUGAGGUUUGUACUCCACUAUGAGCACAAUUAUAAUGAAUUUAAUGCUGUUUAAGUUUAACUGGGCUUUCAAAAACACAAAUAUAUUGUUCUAUUUCAUUUUGUGUGUGUGUUAUUUAUUGUCUAUCUUCUGUUUUCAUUAGAGCUAUGAGAACAUGCGAAUGCUUCUCUUUUUGUGUAGUUUGUAGGAAAAUCGAAUUGAAAAAGUGAGUGUGCAUUGUCCAAACUCUUUGAUUUCCUCUGUAAUUCACGUUUUAUCGAUCUUGUGAAACAAGAAGAAUCGGGGGGACUUUAAAACCAUGUUAAAUAAAAAUCUGAAUGUUGAGAAUGUUCCACAAGUUUCUUUGAAGCUGUUGUCAAGUUCUUGAUCUGCACAUAAACAGUUAAUUAAAUACUUAAAAAAUA